GUAUGACAACCAUUGCUCUCCAUAAACACGAACUGGCUGCCAACUAAGUAGCGACUGCCUCGCCAAUUAGUUAUACAUCGGCACCUCCUUAGAUACCGCCUGUAAUUAUACCGUUUUGCUACUCGAGCCCCUUGACACUGAUCAACCUUAGGAUCGUGUGAUUUAACGACCAGAAUUAAGGUAUCCAGUACCAAAUGACGCCCGUCAGAUCUUUACUCCAAGCAAGCCACACCAUUCAAACACCCAAGCUUUUCUCUCCCAUAGUCGGCUCGCCUUUACAGCGCGGUGCGCCGGCGCGUCUGCCCGCAAUCCAUGGAAGAAAAGGGAACCGCGUCGUCACGCUCGCAGCUUCCACCAGCGGUGCGAGGCGUGGAGCAGGAAGCACGGACGUCGCGCCGUUCAGCUUCCUCUCCCUCGUCUUCCUCGUCUCCGUUCGACCCAUUGAAUGGCUCAGCCACCCAUGACCGACGCCCAACGGCAAGAAUUCGCCCGAGAGCGCGCGCAGCAGCUGGUGCGGUUGAUGGAGGACAUAGUGGGCGUGGCGGUCAAGACGGGCCGCGCGGUGCCACGCGCUUUGUGCAAGGCGUGCAGGCUGUUGCCGCCGUCGGCUCUGACUGGCUGCUGCAACAGUUACAGGCGGUGCAGCAGCAGCAGCGCCUGGCCCCAUCCACGUCUCCAAUCUCCUCUGUCCAGCUGCCCGGCCCGGCUGAACUGCGCCGUCUCUUUGAGCGCCUGGGCGCAACGUACAUCAAGCUGGGGCAGUUCAUCGCGUCCGCACCCUCGCUCUUUCCCCCGGAGUACGUCUCCGAGUUCCAAUCGUGCCUGGACCGCACGCCGCCCGUGCCGUUCGCCACGGUGAAGGGGAUUGUGGAGCGCGAGUUGAAGCGGCCUCUGGCGGACGUGUUUGAGUUUGUGGACCCCACGCCGCUCGCAUCAGCCUCCAUUGCUCAGGUGCAUGCGGCGAGGCUGAAGGGCAGCGGUGCGGACGUGGUGGUGAAAGUGGUGAAGCCGGGCGUGGCAGACACGCUCACCACGGACCUCAACUUCGUCUAUGUCUGCGCGCGCGUGCUCGAGUUCCUCAACCCCUCCAUCGAACGCACCUCGCUCGUGGGCAUAGUGCAGGACAUCCGCACGUCCAUGAUGGAGGAGGUGGACAUGUCCAAGGAGGCACGCAACCUCGCUGCCUUCUCCGCGUACCUCGACUCCACGCCCUCGCUGCGCACGCUCGCCACGUGCCCGCGCGUGUACACACACGCCUCGUCCACGCGUGUGCUUACCAUGGAGCGAAUCAAGGGCGUGCCGCUCACGGAUCUGGAGGCUCUUAAGGGGAUUGUGCCCAACCCUGAGGCAACGCUUAUUGCUGCGCUGAAUGUGUGGUUCGGCAGUCUGUUUGCAUGUGACACCUUCCAUGCGGAUGUGCAUGCUGGCAACUUGCUCGUGCUCAAUGAUGGCAGAGUUGCAUUCAUUGACUUCGGCAUCGUGGGGCGGGUAUCUCCCGACACCUGGGCGUCUCUGGCCACAUUCCUGGCAUCCAUAGGGUCGGGCGACUAUGACGCCAUGGCCUCUGCACUCAUCGGCAUGGGCGCCACAGCUGACAGUCGCACCAUCGACACAAGGGCCUUUGCCAACGACCUCAGACAACUGUUUGAAGCUGUGGAGGACCUGGACCCUCAGGUGAUAGUGACAGCCACCCAACAGCAGCCCAUGGGGGGAGGCAUGCCAGGGAGGGGCUCAGGCAGUGCCACGGCUACGGUGUCAGCAGCAGUGGCAGUGGACGAGCAGCAGAUCAAUACUCUGCUGCUGCAACUUGUGCGCGUGAGCGAGGGGUACGGGCUGCGCUUCCCGCGUGAGUUCGGGCUGCUGCUAAAGCAGCUGCUCUACUUUGACCGCUACACGCGCCUCCUCGCACCCUCCCUCAACGUGCUCGACGACGCGCGCGUCAGCAUCAGACCCCCUCCCUCUGCUCCCGGACCUGGGGGCAGUGGGUCAUACUCAGGCUAUGGACGCCCGGCCUUCUAGCUCUGACGAUAUCGAGGUGCCUAGAAAGGGGUCCCUGUCCCGCGUAUGGAAGAAUCUUACCAGGCGCCUGUAGGCGCCCCUGUGUAGAGGGCUGGUUGUUGAUGCCUGGUCAAUGGGGGCCGGCCAGCCUUAUUCAGACACAAGGCAGAUGAGCUGUGCAUGGCGUGGCGGUGAGGGGAGAGAGUUGGGAGACUGUCGGUGCGGUUGCAGCAGACGAUGUAAAAUGUGGGGUUUCUUCUGUUUGUGUUGAAACCGGAACAGGAAAGGAGGGCUGCUUUCUAUAUGGUAUGAGAACUCUCUACAUCAACCAGGGAAAGUGCAGGA
Closterium sp. NIES-67 is the source of this 2343-nucleotide messenger RNA. The record is from the annotation of a GenBank genome assembly. Lineage: Eukaryota; Viridiplantae; Streptophyta; Zygnematophyceae; Desmidiales; Closteriaceae.